Molecule: messenger RNA, 2088 nt
Organism: Chaetomium globosum CBS 148.51
Lineage: Eukaryota; Fungi; Ascomycota; Sordariomycetes; Sordariales; Chaetomiaceae
Exons: 2
Coding region: 1-2088 (695 amino acids)
Source: RefSeq, a predicted model, not a curated record
AUGUCAGCGUCCUCGGGAAAUGGCACCGCUGUUAGCGUAGAAGCUGCUCGGCGUCGACUUGCCCUCGCUCAAGCUGCCCGCGCAAAUGCGACUCGCGAAGAGAUCGAGGCCAGAGGCAUCAGGCCCAAUGUACAACAAAUCGUCCAUCAUAUGAACAGAACGCCCUCUCAUUCGUUUAAGCGGGUCAGACUCAAUCACUCGGCACGCAAAAUUUAUGAGGAUGAAGAUGGGGAGGAGGGCGAGGAUACGGAGAAUGACUGUAACACCGGGGGGACGGAAGAGGACGACGAGAAAGAAUUUGAGCAAAGAUGGCAGGCUUUGCUCGCCGAAAGUGGUCUACAAAAAGCCGACAUGUUUGUCCUCGCCGAGUUUCGCCAGAUCGCCCGACAGCGCAUCCACAUGAUGAAGCAGGCCACUACCAAGUGGCAUGCACUGAGUCGACCUCCAAAGAAGGACCGUUUCGACCUGCUCGCCUCUCUGUGUAGCUGCACCGAACUCAUCGUCGAGGUGUGCAAGCACAUGCGGCCAUUAGACAUCGUCCACCUUUACAGCGUCAGCAAAAACUUCCACUACACCAUCAACGAACACAUGCGCAGCAGCAUCUUCGCGUGGGCGAGCCACAUGGCGCCCACCGCCGCGCGCAUCUACUCCAGCCCCGUCUAUUGCCGCUGGUUUAUUCCAGAUCCUUGCCGUCGUCGCGUGACAGCUAACGAUCAGGAGAUGAGCAAAACCCAGCCGGGGCAGGCGAAGGUCGAGGGCCAACUACCCCUAAACGGCAACGAGGGCGAGAUACGGUUGAUUCCUGGCCUGCUCUGGUUACAGAUGACUGUAAACCGUGAAAUCCGAGUCCGGGACAUUAUCGCCUGUCUAGCGCGGAGGGGCCAUCGCCUACCCGAGGGCUCCCAUCAGACCCUCAAGAAGAUUUGGCUCAUCAUGGACGCUGCGACAACCCAGGCACGCAUGAUGCUGCUAAACAACCCGGACUUCUUCAGCAACGAGGAUCUCUACAUCGCCCAACUCUUUAUGGUCAAGCUGAUUCUCGCCUUUAACGACCCCGUUUUCGGCCCACAGUCGAGUAUGCUCAUGCGUCUGAUGCUGGGACAACGCGGCCUGUCACCCCUCUGGGCUCUUCUACGCGGCCUAAAAUACCGUACGGCAGCAGAGAUCCGUCAGCUCAAGCUCCGCUACGACGUAGGCCCCGAUCAGCUUCAGGACGAAAAUCUUCCGGCGGUGUAUGGUGUAGAUAUCGACCGGCUAGGUGUCAUCCACUUUGAAGGAUGGGGCACCGGGCCGGACCACUUGAUGCGCCCCGAUGAGUUGAUACCACUCGAGUCUGCCCGCCGCCAACUCGAUCUCGAUGUCUGCGUGGAAGAGAUGAUGAUCUAUGGGCAUGUCGAUUUCAACACGGGCAACAGCCUGGUGCCGAGUCUCGAGGAGAUGUACAUGAGCGACGAUGACCUGCCGCCAGCGUGUAAGGGGUGGACGCCGCUGAAACACGAGCUCAUCCAUUCCGGCUGUGGCAACGAUGGGGAUCGAGAUGUGGCUGAUCGGUGGGGGGAGGUGGGGCGUAGGAGGGGCCAGAAAGAGGGUGGGAAGAGGCUCCGGCUGCAGGGGGAGGAUAGUGAUACCUCGAUGAUGAUGGUGGGGGGUGGUGAUGCGGUGGGGGAUGGGGAGGGCGCUGAGGAGGAGGAAGAGGAGGGGGAGGAGGAGGAGGACGGGCAGUUUGAUCUGGACUGGGAUGAAUUUUUGAGGAACCCAAGUGCUUUUGUUAUGGAAGCGGGGCAGGUGGUGGCUCGGGAGGAGGGGGGUGGGGAUGAGACGGAAGAGGAUGUGGGGGAUGGGGAUAUGGAGAUGGCGGAUGAGUAUGAUGACGAAGACCAGGAUGAGGAAGAGGAGGAGGACGAUAUCACCUUUCUAAUGGGCGGUCUGCAGGUUGGUCAGGCUCCGGAUGGUUACCAGCAGGUCACUCAACAGAUGGCCGAGGUGCAGGGCACCAACGGGCUUGACCUCGCCCAGUACGUGGUGGAUGAAGAUGUCGGCGAGGAUGCUCGCACGAAGAAGUUGAGGGAUUGGUUCCGGCCGUGGUAG